UCAUCUAUUUUUGGAUUUUUUUGGGUCAUUAUACAAAAAGGUAGGAUUAUUUACCUAAAUAAUAUUUGUGGAUGAUAGUAAAAUCAAAUCUAUUAAAAAUUAAACAGAGAGAGAAAAACAGCACAGACUUUUAUUUUUUUCUUCUCCAUUGAUCUGUUUUGGGCUCUGUCUCUUCGUUUUCCCCUGUUUUAUCUCUUUGCUUUCUUCUUGUCAAUCAAAACUUUGUGCUUCUUGUUUGAUGCUCUUGUUCUUCUUCUUCUUCUCCUCUAGAUGAGGUCGAGAAAUAAGAAAUUAUAGACAAAGAUCCGAUUAAAUAGGAUUUGUGUUCUUGAUUUUGGUGUUGCAAGAAAAUGGUUUCAUGAUGACAUCUGAUGUAGAAACGUCUCAGGCUUUUAAUUACGCAUUGAGCCCUCACGAGAGAUGCAUCCGUGGAGACAACAACAACAACAACAACAAUAAGAAGACCAAGAACAACAACAACACCAACAACAAUGUCCGAAACAUACACGUGGCCUUAGAGAAGAAUCUCAAUGUUUUUGUCAGAGAUCAUCUCGAAAACGUUACCGCUUCCUCCGGUGAGAAUGUUGAUGAAUCCACCACCAAAGCUGUUCCUGAAUGUUCUUCCAGCAAAUCCUCUGUUUCGAAAACAGAGGAACCUCGGUCAUCAUCAUUGUCUUCUAUAGGAUCCGACCCGGAUCCGAAAUUAUCUCAUCCGGGUCAACUAGAUAAGAACACGUCAAGGAAAGAAACCAUGCCGGCUUCUUCUCUGGUUCAGAUAUGGGAGGCGAGGACAACGAGCUCGAACCAAAACCAAUCACAAACCGAUAGCAGAACUAGUUCUUCGGGAUCAAACGCGCUAGAGAACUCUGAGUCUCUCAGUGAGGAACCACCGAUCAAAGAAUCUGAAACCAUACAACCGAUCCAAGAAGGAAGCAAUGAGGAUGAGAAAGAAGAAGAGAUUGAAUCUGACUCACAAUCUGUUUCCGGAGAGAAAGAAAGAGAAGGUGUAAGAGUUAUGGAUAUAAUCAGGAAACUAAGCAGCGACACGGAAACAGCAACGGGUAAUAACGACAACGGAAGCAGCAGUUACGAAAAUGGUAAAGAAGUUCAGACAACAACAUCAACAACAACAGAAACAAGAAGUUUUCCUCAGGUUUCUUGUUCCCCAAGAAUAAGAGGGAGACAAGCCUUUGCUGAUUUGUUAGUUCAGAUGAUGCGUGAUCGAGAGAAAGAGCUGGUUUGUUUAUUAGAUCGUCAUUGUGUUUCGAAGUUCACCCACCGGGGAAGGAUUCAGUCGACGCUUAGGAUACGAUGUUACGAAAGGUGCAUUGCAAUUCAAGAUAAGUAUCGGUCUAAGUCAUGGGCAGCAGGAUCCGAUUUAAACAGGGCAGGAGGAUCUGAUUUAAACCGGUCACCACGAGGGUCUGGUGUGAUGCAUCUUCUCAAGGAGAAAAAUAAGACAAACUCUGGGAACAUUGAGACUGGAGCUGUCUCUUCUCGGGGAAGGGUGAUGGAUAAAGAUGCUCAGAAGCCUUUGGAGAAGAAAGUUGUGGAGGAAACAAUGGAGAAGACUGAUGUGAAGGAUGUUCGAGAAGUGCUUUCUGCCGCGAAGAAAGCUGUCUUGAGUGAACUUGUAGAGAACAAGAACGGUUUAAAGAAACCUACAGGAGAAACUAGCAAGAAGGAAAAUGCACAAGGGAGAGGCGAAAAGCGAGAAACACUGGCUCAAGAAAUGGUUUCUGCGGUGGAAACCACGAAAAAAGCUGUCUUGAAUGAACUUAUAGAAAACAAGAAUGGUCUAAAGAAAUCCACAGGAGAAACUAUUAAGAAGGAAAUUGCAGAAACAAUGGAAAAAGCUGAUGCUAAAGAAGGUCUUGAAGGGAGAGGGGAGAAGGGGGAGUUGUUGAAGGAAACAGCCAAGAAAAAUGUUUUGAGUGAAAGUGCACAGGGUAAGAGUGGUUUAAAGAAACCUAUAGGGGAAACCCUUCAGAAAGAAACUACACAAGGCAGAGGAGAAACAAAGGAAAAAGCUAUUGCUAAGGAAAAUGUUUUGGUUGGAAUAGCUGAGAAGGUGAACCGAUGGAACUCAGAGGAGAAAAUGAAUUGGAGUAGAUGGACAGAGAAAGGCAAAGCAAAUACUGAGAGAGUUGAUAAAAAUGAAGAAGCUACAAGAAGAACCAAUAAUAAUAAUGUCCAAAGUGGGGAAAGAAGCAAUACUACUUGUGAGUUUCCUGAGAAAGAAGUAAGAAGAAAGGAAAAGGAAGACUGUGUUUCUGUAGAAACUAAGUCCAUAGGGAUUAGGGGGGAUCCUCAAAAAAGUAUUGCACAAGAAGAUGAAAAGGUUGUCCAGGAGACAACAAGCAGAAACAAUAAAAAUGGUUUAAAGAAACCUACUGAGAAGGAAAGCAAAGAAGGGAGAGAAAUGGAGGAAGGAAACACAUUCAUGGGGAUAGCUGAGAAGGUGAAAAUGUGGAACUCCAAGUAUAAAAAGAGCAGGAGAAGAUAUUCUAUGGACAGAGGUAGAGGUAAAACAGGCAAACCUAAUACCGAGAGAAAUGAAGUGUUGCAAGAAGCUUCAUGGAGAAUCAUUAAUGUCAAAACUGGGGAGAGAAGUAUUACUACUUCAAAGGAAACAGUACUGGAGAAAGUUGUUGGUACACAAGAAAUGAAGGACAAAAGAGAGAGUAGUAGGGAAAUAAUGUGUGAACCUGAAGAGAAAGGAAGAAGAAUAAUGAAAGAGGAAGUGAUUUGUUCUGGAGAAGCCAAGUCCAAAGAUAUCAUUGAGGUGAAAGUCAUGAGUUCUCAAGAAGUUAUUGUACCAGCACAAGAAUCUGCAUGUCAUGGCUCUCCAGAGAGAGGUAAAGAGAUAACUCCUCCACUACAAGGUGAAGAAAUCUUUAUUCUGCAAAAUAUAGAAGCUAAUUCUACUAAAGACACUGAUGGGAACAAUUUUCAAGAAAAUAUAAUUGAAGAAGUCUCUAGAGAGAAGGCUAAAGAGAAGAAUGCUUCACAACAGGAUGAAGAGGUGAAAGAAGUAGCAAUAGAGUUUGCAAAUGAUUGGGAUGAAAAAGAAGUUGAAGAAGAAGAAGAAGAAGAAGAUGAUGAUGAUGAUGAUGAUGAUGAUGACUAUGAAGAUUAUGGAGAUUUUGAUGAUUACAUUGGAGAAAUCUCAACUGAUUGGAUCUACGAUGUAUCGAGGCCUCGAAGUUACUGGGAAGAGUUAAGGAAAGAAAGGUAUCUUGAGGUUCUCAACACUGAAUCAGAUAAAAAGGACAUAUGUAACCUUAUUCAGAGCCGAACAGUUUCAAACUUCUUGACGAGUGACUUGCGACAAAAAAUCGAUAAUUUGAUGACCAGUCUCGUGCAAAAUCACUUAAGCGUACCAAUCAAUCAAGAAGAAGGUGAAGAUGAAAAAGAAGAAGAAGAAGAAGAAGCAGCAGAGUGGGUUGAAGAGUGUUCAGCAAGGAACCAAGAAGAUAACGAAACAGAGGAAAAACCAGAGAAGACAAAUCUUGAAGCUGCAAGCGACACAAUUCUUGAAGCUGAUCUUGACGCUUGCAGCCAAUCAUCAGAAAGGAGUAGUACGUUGAUGAUCUCGUGGAGUUUCAGGGAUCAAGAUAUUGACAAGGAUCACGAACCGACAACGUCUUUAUCUCUGCCUGAGCCUUCAUCUGCCACAAGUCAAACUACGCAGGAAAUGCAGAUGAUAAGUGAUCUCAGGGAACAAAUGGAGCAGCUUCAACGAGAAAUGCUAGAACUGCGAAACACCGUUAAAUCUUGCACCGAUAUGCAACUUCAUUUCCAGAAAUCUGCGACUCAAGAUUCUUGUCGCUCUGGCUCCUCCGCAGAACAACGAGUAGAAAGUAAGAAUCCGUUAAGACGCAAGUGCUGCGUUUGCUCUGAGAUGCCUGUUGACUCGCUUCUGUAUAGGUGUGGACAUAUGUGCGCGUGUCUGAAAUGUGCUCAUGAAUUGCAAUGGAGCAGUAAGAAGUGUCCGAUUUGUAUGGCCCCAAUCGUCGACGUUGUGAGAGCUUUUCUUGAUGCUUAGGAUUAGUAAAAAAAAAAAAGAUCAAUAUUAAUUUCUCUACUGGUUUUGAAUCUGAUUAUACCUGAUAACAUUUGUUUGCCUUGUUGUUCUGCCAUGUUGAGAUCAUUACAAUAAACAGUUCCG
Messenger RNA from Raphanus sativus (radish), 4171 nucleotides. RefSeq lists its product as uncharacterized. Gene Ontology annotation, biological process: G protein-coupled receptor signaling pathway. The transcript is spliced from 8 exons. Bases 359 to 4048 code for a protein of 1229 amino acids. The record is from RefSeq and is a predicted model, not a curated record. Lineage: Eukaryota; Viridiplantae; Streptophyta; Magnoliopsida; Brassicales; Brassicaceae.